Messenger RNA from Ordospora pajunii, 252 nucleotides. RefSeq lists its product as uncharacterized. Bases 1 to 252 code for a protein of 83 amino acids. The record is from RefSeq and is a predicted model, not a curated record. NCBI's taxonomy places the organism in Eukaryota, Fungi, Microsporidia, Ordosporidae. The transcript has a single exon.
AUGGUAAGGAAAAUAUCAGAGGAGCUCAUAAAAUGCAUGGAAGACAUAAGAAAGUAUGUUGAAAGCAGAAAGUCGCCAAGAGAGCAGAUAAACUUGAAGAAAAGGAAAGUAGGGAUUCUGGGAGGAUGCGUCAAGAAGCAUCCUUUGCCGCUCAAGCAUGCAAUCAGAAUGAUAGAUAAGCGUAAGGAAAAAGCCAUAGCAAAACGUGAAAUGCUGGCAUCCAUAGGCGUGUCUAAGAAAAGAUCGAAGUAG